Molecule: messenger RNA, 3084 nt
Organism: Trifolium pratense (red clover)
Lineage: Eukaryota; Viridiplantae; Streptophyta; Magnoliopsida; Fabales; Fabaceae
Product: linoleate 9S-lipoxygenase-like
Exons: 9
Coding region: 57-2651 (864 amino acids)
Biological process (GO): lipid oxidation
Molecular function (GO): protein binding; metal ion binding; oxidoreductase activity, acting on single donors with incorporation of molecular oxygen, incorporation of two atoms of oxygen
Source: RefSeq, a predicted model, not a curated record
GACACGAGCUUUUCUUUCAUUUGCCAAAGAUAGUGUAAUAUAUUCAACCAUAGAAAAUGACUACAUUGAAUGGAACUGUGGUUUUGGUGCACAAUAGUGCAUUGAACUUCAAUGUUGUUGGUAAUGCCGUUCCUCCUUCCUUCUUGGACACUUCGGUGGCUUUCAAGUUGAUUAGUGAUUCCAACGCUGAUGGAACUGGAAAAGGAAAAGUGGGAAAGAAAGCAUUUUUGGAUGGUCUUCUUACCUCCAUACCCACAUUGGGAGACAAAAAAUCUACUUUUAGAAUUCAUUUUGAAUGGCACAAUGAUGACAUGGGAAUUCCAGGAGCAUUUUAUGUUGAGAAUUUCAUGGAACAUGAAUUCUUCCUUGUGAGCUUGUCCCUUGAAGAUGUUCCCAAUCAUGGACCCUUACACUUUAUUUGCAACUCAUGGGUUUACAAUACUGAAAAGUACAAAACUCACCGCAUCUUCUUUGCCAACAAGACAUACAUUCCAAUUAAAACACCAGAUCCAUUAGUGUAUUAUAGACAAGAAGAAUUGAAGACUUUAAGAGGAGAUGGAACUGGAGAACGCCAGGUAUGGGAAAGAAUAUAUGAUUACGAUGUCUACAAUGAUUUGGGUGAGCCAGAUAAAAAUCCUGCCUUGGCUCGUCCGGUUCUUGGAGGAUCAAGCACAUUGCCUUACCCUCGAAGGUGCAGAACAGGCAGAAAACCAACUCAGACAGAUCCAAAUAGUGAGAGUCGUCGGGACGACGGCUAUGUUUAUAUUCCAAGAGAUGAAUUACUUGGCUUUCAGAAAUUGCCAGAAGAAAAUCGUAAAUUACUUGGCCCUGGGAAAUUGUCACCAAAUGAUGAAUUACUUGUCCCCCAGAAAUCACCAGCAAGAGUUGAAUUACUUAACCUCAAUAUAUCGUUAGUAAGAGAUGAAUUAUUUAACCUCAAGAUAUCGUCAGAUGUUCUUAUUAACACACACAAUUUAGCAUGUCAAUAUGACACACCUCAAUGUCUUUCGGAAAAAAAAAUAAAAAAUGCCACAACUCAAUUAGAAGACAAUCCACCCGAAUUUAACACCUUUCAAGAUGUGCUCUCACUUUUCCAUGGAAAACAACCAAAUGUUUAUCCAUUACCAAAAGUGAUUCAAGAGGAUACUUCUGCAUGGAUGACUGAUGAGGAAUUUACGAGAGAGAUGAUUGCUGGUGUGAAUCCAAACGUCAUUAGAAAACUUGAGGAAUUUCCACCAAAGAGCAAGGUAGAUAUCCAACUCUAUGGUGAUAAUACCACCACAAUAACCGAAGAAGACUUGAAGUUGAAGCCAUACAUGGGCGGGAAAACUGUAGAACAGGCUAUCCAAGACAAUAAAUUGUACAUACUUGAUCACCACGAUGCAAUCUUUCCAUAUUUGAGGAAAUUAAACGAUACUGGUGCAAAAGCUUAUGCUACAAGGACCAUUCUCUAUUUGCAAGAUGAUGGAACUUUAAAGCCAUUGGCCAUUGAGCUAAGUAAGCCACAUCCUCAAGGUGAUAGUUUUGGUCCUGUUAGUAAUGUUUACUUGCCUGCAACUGAAGGUGUUGAAGCUUCAAUUUGGCUUCUUGCCAAGGCUUACGUUGUUGUAAAUGACUCGUGUUAUCACCAACUUAUUAGCCAUUGGUUGAACACUCAUGCUACUGUUGAACCAUUCAUCAUAGCAACAAAUAGGCAUCUUAGUGUGGUUCAUCCUAUUCACAAACUCUUACUUCCACACUAUCGUAACACAAUGAAUAUCAAUGCGAAUGCACGAAUUAGAUUGAUCAACGCAGAGGGUACUAUAGAGUCGGUAUAUAUGUUUGGAGAUUAUUCAAUGCAAUUUUCUUCUGAUGUUUACAAGCAUUGGGUUUUCCAAGAGGAAGGACUGCCUAAUGAUCUAAUUAAAAGGGGAGUGGCUGUUGAGGAUGAAACUAAACCACACGGCAUUCGUCUUUUGAUAGAGGAUUAUCCUUAUGCUUCUGAUGGACUAGAGAUAUGGGCUGCUAUCAAGUCAUGGGUUAAAGAAUAUGUGAAUUUCUACUACGAGUCAGAUGCAGAUAUUGAACAAGAUUCUGAACUCCAAGCAUUCUGGAAAGAGCUUGUAGAGGUGGGUCACGGUGACUUGAAGGAUUCUACAUGGUGGCAUAAGAUGGAAAAGCUUACGGAUUUGAUUGAAACUUGUACUAUCCUCAUAUGGAUUGCUUCAGCACUUCACGCAGCUAUUAAUUUUGGACAAUAUCCCUACGGAGGUUACAUCCUUAACCGACCAACUAAGAGCAGAAGAUUCAUGCCUGAGGAUGAUGAACUUGCUAAGGACUACGAGAAGGCAUAUUUGAGGACAAUCACACCAAUGACUGAAACCAUUAGGAACAUGCAAGUUAUGGGGGUAUUGUCAGCACAUGUGUCAAAUGAGCAAUACCUCGGACAAAGAAUCGAAGGUGAUCUUUGGACAUCAGAAGCCGCACCAGUAGAGGCCUACAACAAGUUUGGAAGGAAAUUGGCUGAAAUUGAGGAAGAGCUCAUUAAAAGGAACAAAGACGAGUCAUUAAGAAACCGGAAUGGACCUGUGAAGAUGCCAUACACUGUCCUUCAUCCUUCUAGCGAGGGAGGAGUGACUUUCAGAGGCAUUCCCAACAGUAUCUCCAUCUAAAAUGUUGUUGUGUUGUUUGCUGCUUUGAAUAAGAGAUGAGAAGAAAUUCCAUUUACCUCACCUCCUAUGUAUGGUCAUGUUUUUAUGUGUGUGUUUGUUUGAUUGCAAUCAGGAUAUAAGUAUAACACCAUUUCUAGAGUAUCCUUUGGCAAAUGUGAGAAAAGCUUGUGUUUUGUAGCAAUCAGGAUAUAACACCAUUUCAAGCCGGUUUUUUAUGGACUCUGACUAAUAUGUAUUAUAAAAUAAUUUCUAAAAUUUCAAAAUAAUUUUCUUGAAGAAAUAAAGAAAUAAUAUAAUAAAAGCGCCAUAUAAAACAAAUGAUCGUAAAAAACAAUUCCUAUGAGUCGUUAUAGAUGUAAAUUCACUAAUAAUUUAUUUUUUCGAGUUUAAUGGAUCCCUAAAUUUUUUGGACCUUGAAUGGUCAUCCUCUAAA